UGCCAUGCUUUGGAUAUAUUACGCUUUGCUCAAGACCAAUGUCAUGCUUCUCAUCACCAUUAACUCAGUUGGUUGCUUUAUCGAGACAUUGUAUAUAUGUUUUUUUCUCUUUUAUGCACCAAAGAAGGCUAGGAUGGAGAGUCUGAAGCUAAUUGGUUUAUUGAUAGUCGUUGGAUUUGGAUUGAUUGUCCUCCUAACUCAGCUCCUUGCAAGUGGAGGUACUCGUACUGUGAUAGUUGGAUGGAUUUGCCUUGUAUUUUCUUUGUGUGUUUUCGUUGCACCUAUGGGAGUUGUGCGACAAGUGAUUAAAACAAAAAGCGUAGAGUACAUGCCAAUUCUACUCUCUUUUGCACUAACUAUCAGUGCCGUUAUGUGGUUCUUUUAUGGCCUACUCCUUGCUGACUUCAACAUUGCGAUUCCAAAUGUACUUGGAUUCACCUUCGGUAUUCUUCAAAUGAUACUAUAUUUUGUGUACAAAAACAAGAAGCCACUUACCAAUGAAAAUAUAUUAACUUUGGAAGCAAAAAUCAGUCAAAAGGAGGAACAAAAGAUCCCAGAACAUAAAGAUCAGAAAACCGUCGAUAUUUUGAAGCUGGAAAAUUUAAUUAAUUCUGAUAUUCUUCCGGUGGUUGCCAAAUCAAACAAAAUUGUAGCUGUUGAACCUCAAGCUCCUUUAUAUGUGCCACAUCACACCAUUGAAGUUGCAGCUUGAGAACCAUAGCUUUUAAUUUUAACCACAGAAAGACAUGUUGUUGGAUCUUAAUUCCAUGUUUCGGUGUAUCUUCUUAAUAUAGUUUUUAACUUGUUGCAAACAGGCUAUCGCGCGUCUUUGCUUGAUAAAAACUUUAUCAGUCUCUUACCUAACAUACGUUUCAUUUU
Lactuca sativa (garden lettuce) is the source of this 879-nucleotide messenger RNA. The record is from RefSeq and is a predicted model, not a curated record. Lineage: Eukaryota; Viridiplantae; Streptophyta; Magnoliopsida; Asterales; Asteraceae.